AUGCGUAAUUCGCGCGCAAUAUUGGAUGAUGGGGGAAAUGUGGCCAUCGACUCCGCAGUUGUCACCUCAAGAGGAGCAGGAAAAGCUGCUAGAGGAGGCCACCAAAGUUGUCAAGAGCCAAUCCUUUCAAAUGAAAAGAUGCCUAGACAAAGGCAAACUAAUGGAAGGCCUAAAGCAUGCUUCCAACAUCUACGACACUUGGAACUGUAUUUAGUUGAAGAAUUUCAGAAGGGCCGAAAAGUUGCUGACCUUUAUGAGUUAGUACAAUAUGCUGGCAAUAUUGUCCCUCGUCUGUAUCUCCUCAUUACUGUUGGCGUUGUAUACAUCAAAUCCAAUGAGUUGUCCCGAAAAGAUAUCCUGAAGGAUUUGGUAGAAAUGUGCCGUGGUGUGCAGCAUCCCCUUCGGGGACUUUUUCUGAGAAACUAUCUUCUACAGUGCACUAAAAAUGUUUUGCCUGAUGUGGCUGAUGAUGCAUCAAGUUCUGCAAGUAACCAAGAAGUCUGGAGCCCAAAACACGUUGAAGGAAAUGAAAGAAAUGGUGAGGGUGAGUAUGGUUCCAUCCGGGAUUCAAUUGACUUCAUUCUGCUGAACUUCUCGGAGAUGAACAAGCUGUGGGUACGGAUGCAACACCAGGGACAUUCCCGUGACAAGGACAAACGUGAGCAAGAGAGACGCGAAUUGCGUAUCCUUGUUGGAACCAACCUGGUUAGACUCAGUCAGUUGGAAACAAUCGAUGUUGAAAAAUAUAAAAAGGUUAUGCCCGGAAUCUUGGAACAGGUCGUCAGCUGCCGAGAUGCUAUUGCUCAAGAAUACAUCAUGGAGUCUAUUAUUCAGGUUUUUCCUGAUGAGUUCCAUUUGCAGACUCUAAAUGGUUUCUUGCGUGCAUGUGCGGAGCUUCAACAAGCUGUCAAUAUCAACAAUAUCAUCAUUGCUUUGAUUGAAAGGUUAGCUCACUAUGCUCAGAAUGAAGAAAGCACUGGAAUCCCUGCAGACAUUCCUCUUUUUGACAUUUUCACACAGCAGAUUGCUUUAAUUAUACAGAAUCGGCCAGACAUGCCAGCAGAAGAUAUUGUAGCUUUGCAGGUGGCUCUUAUUAAAUUGGCUCUUAAAUGUUAUCCUGACAGAGUGGAUUAUGUUGACAAAGUUUUAGAAACAACUGUGGAAAUAUUCAACCGCUUACAGUUAGAACACCUCAAAUAUGGUACCCCAGUGUCAAAGGAGUUGAUGCACUUGCUGAAGAUUCCUAUAGAUACCUACCACAAUUUACUGACCGUGCUAGAAUUAAAGAAUUUUGGCCCACUAUUUGAAUGCUUUGAUUAUCACGGUCGUAAAACAAUGAGCGCUUUCCUUAUCAACAGUGCCCUUGAGAAUGAUACAAAGAUCCCAACCCCUGACCAGGUGGAUACAAUACUGAACAUAGUUUCCAUACUGAUAGUAGACCAGAGUGAUCAGCCUGAUGAGCCAGAUGACCCUGAGGAUUUUGCUGAAGAGCAAGGCCUGAUGGGAAGAUUCAUACAUCUGAUGGUGUCCGAUGAUCCGAACCAACAAUUUCAUAUUCUAAACACAGCUCGUAAACACUUUAGCAAUGGUGGCAAUGCUCGGAUCAAAUACACUCUACCUCCUAUUGUUUUUGCUGCUUAUCGUUUGGCUUUUCUUUACCAUUCUCUUCAGAAUGAUGAUGAACAAUGGGAAAAGAAAUGUGGACGCAUUUUUCAAUUUUGUCACCAGACAAUUGGUGCCUUGAUCAAAGCAGAACAGGCUGAGAUACCACUGCGAUUGUUCCUGCAGGGAGCAAUAGCUGCCGGCAAGAUCAAGUAUGAAAACUAUGAAACAGUUGCAUAUGAGUUCAUGUCCCAGGCUUUCUCACUUUACGAAGACGAAAUCAGUGACAGCAAAGCACAGCUUGCUGCCAUUACUUUGAUUAUUGGAACGUUGGAACAGAUGUCUUGUUUUGGGGAGGAGAACCAUGAACCUCUUCGUACUCAGUGUGCUUUGGCUGCUUCCAAGUUACUUAAGAAGCCAGAUCAGUGCCGGGGAGUCUCCAUAUGCUCACACCUUUUUUGGUCAGGGAAAAAAGAGGAUCAAGAAGAAAUGCAUGAUGGUAAAAGAGUCGCUGAAUGUCUAAAGAAAGGGGUCAAAAUUGCUAACCAAUGUAUGGACAGUUCUGUCCAGGUCCAGCUGUUUGUUGAACUGCUUAAUCACUAUAUUUAUUUUUAUGAGAAAGGAAAUGAUCAGAUCACUAUUCCAGUAUUAAAUCAGCUCAUCACAAAAAUCCUAUCUGGAUUUGAUUUUUUUUUUCUUCCUUUUUUCUUUUUUUCUUCCUUUUUUUCUUUUUUUCUUCCUUUUUUUCUUUUUUUCUUCCUUUUUUCUUUUUUUCUUCUUUUUUUCUUUUUUUCUUCCUUUUUUCUUUUUUUCUUCCUUUUUUUUUUUUUUUCCUUUUUUCUUCCUUUUUUCUUCCUUUUUUCUUCCUUUUCUUUCUUUCUUUUUUUCUUUCUUUCUCCUUUCUUUUUUUUUUUUCCUUUCUCUUAA
This is a messenger RNA of Acanthosepion pharaonis, 2529 nucleotides long. NCBI's taxonomy places the organism in Eukaryota, Metazoa, Mollusca, Cephalopoda, Sepiida, Sepiidae. The record is from the annotation of a GenBank genome assembly.